AUGUUCUACUCGCAGAUUAUCUUGGCCAAGAAGGGUCCUCUAGGCAAGAUCUGGCUCGCCGCGCAUUGGGACAAGAAGCUUAACAAGCAGCAAAUAUUUACGGCUGACAUUCACAGUUCUGUGCAGAGUAUUGUCAAUCCACAAGUUCCUCUUGCUUUGCGUGUUUCUGGCCAUUUGCUGCUUGGAGUUGUGCGCAUUUACUCGCGCAAGGUGAAGUAUCUAUACUCGGACUGCAGCGAAGCGCUGGUUAAGAUUAAACUUGCCUUCCGUCCUGGCAUUGUUGACUUGCCCGCAAACAACCAACAGGCGUCUUCGCACGCCAUUAACGUCUCAAACUUUGGCGAAUUUGAGGCCGAAGUCACUUAUUCAAUCGAGUCAAUUCCUGUGCCCUCGCUUGAUGAAUGGAUCGCUGCGUCUAGCCAGACGAUGGCAAAACGCCAGGAUAUUACACUAGCAGAUUCUCUAGACCUGCAUCGUGGGUCGAACGCUUUUGCAGAAAGAGAUGUCAUUGCAAUGGAAGAUUCCUUUGGAAAUGAAGGAGAUUGGCAUGCAUUUGAUUUAGAGGACAAUUUUGGUAGCUCGGGUAUGGAUAUGAGUACCGUCAGUGACAUUGAAGUGGCGCGAGAGGCUGAUGCUCCUAUUUUACCAUUAAACGACUCGGGUCUCAUUAAUGCGGAAGAUAAAUCAACAGACAAAAGCUCACUGUUGAUAAAUGAGGAGCAGCCUGAGUCUGGCUUUCAUGAUAUGCCAUUCGAAAUACCUGAAAAUGAUCUGGAGAAGGAAAACUUAUCAGACUCAAUAAGUGCUCACGAUACUAGUGCAGAUCUUAACGUAAGUAUGAAUGGGUCGACACGCGCGUCGUUGGAUGCCGCACUUGUAAAUAUGGAGGCUGAGACAAACAGACCGAAAAAGAAGAGGAAAAUUGCUCGAGAUCCCGUCACAGAGCUCACGUCUGCCUUUGUGAAACAAGGAAUGGAAGACACAUCUGACAUCACGCGUGCACGAGAUAUCAUAUUUGAAACAGCUGGAAAGAAGCAGGAGUUUGACUUGCAAAUUGGAUCUGAUAUGUUUCAUCGACCGUGUAUGGCAUCUAUGUCGGAUGAACUCUUAAGUAUGUUUAAAGUGACUAUGAAGAAGCGCAAAUUUCCAUUCACUGUGAAACAAAAAAAGUCGAAUGAAGUGGAAGAUGUGGAGCUGACGCGACGAAUGAGCGCAAACUCUCGUAUCAGCAUGAGUUCGAGUGGUCUCGAUGUAACGACAGGAUCCUUUGAUGCCUCCAUGUCGCAGGAUGUUGAGGAUGCAAACCACUUUGAAUUUGCCGAAAUGGACAACACAAAAUUAGAAAAAAUGGACGAUGAUCUACCAGAUUACGAUAUUGGUGCUCCAUUCGAGCCUGAAGAGAUGCAAGACACAAACGAUUUCGAUGCGAAAAUUGAGCUAGGCGCUGUCAAUGACAUUCGAAGCGAUGCUGUUGAUCUAGAUGGUGCAGAUGCGUCAACUGUGCAGCACAAAUGGCACCCGCAUACUGUCAAAGUAAUGAAAGUCCUGCGUAAAUCGUUAGACCAUAAAGACAAGAUCACGUACCAGCAGCUCACGAAAAAGACUCGAGACCGUAGAACAGCAGCUGCUUUGUUCUUUGAGCUGUUGCAACUCAAGACGCUUGACUAUGUCGAUGUGGAACAAACGGCGGCGUACGCAGAUAUAACGAUUUCCAAGGCAACUAGGUUCUCCGAGUAUAUUCCUGCUAUUGAUCGCGUCGUCGCGUGA
This is a messenger RNA of Plasmopara halstedii, 1767 nucleotides long. RefSeq names its product double-strand-break repair protein rad21. Gene Ontology annotation, biological process: synaptonemal complex assembly; mitotic sister chromatid cohesion; replication-born double-strand break repair via sister chromatid exchange. Bases 1 to 1767 code for a protein of 588 amino acids. Lineage: Eukaryota; Oomycota; Peronosporomycetes; Peronosporales; Peronosporaceae. Gene Ontology annotation, molecular function: protein binding; chromatin binding. The transcript is spliced from 5 exons. Gene Ontology annotation, cellular component: cohesin complex; synaptonemal complex. The record is from RefSeq and is a predicted model, not a curated record.